AUGAGGCCCCAUAGCCCUUGGCUUUACCACACACCUGCUCUGCUCCAUCUACUAAAGCCUCCACUAACCCUAGAGCACCCCUGGGCCACCUUGCUCUGCUGGGAAUACAGCACUGGUCCUGACUGUCUGCUCAAAGUAAAGGUCUAUAUCAAUGCUAACCAUACAAACCAGACUGCAUACAUACACUGUGAAACAUGGGUAGGUUAGCACAGUCCAGUCUACUGUGAAUUGAUAUGCUGCUCUAUACUUACUGACUGUCUCAUCCUAUGUGUGUGUGUGUGUGUGUGUGUGUGUGUGUGUGUGUUUUCCAGGCCCAGCACAGGGACUCGUUUGUCCAGGAGCGCUACAGCCAGUAUGACCUCAGUGACCCCUUCCUGGCCCUGCAGCGGGAUAGCCAAACCAUGGAUGACUGGUCCCCCUCAGACCCCCAGGGCAGCGUGGUGGGGCCCAACCCUCUGGCUGUGUUGAAGCUGGUCAUGGCCCACUGCAAGAGGAUGCAGGAGAGGAUGAUGGGACAGCUGGCAGCCGCAGAGAGCAGACACAGGAGGGUAAGGUGGAAAAACACACACACACACACACACUGAUGCCCGAGUGGCAGGUGCUGAGAGAAAAUAAAGGAAGCUAGAGCGUUCUUACACAUUCCAAGUGUUCACACACACACACACACACCCCUCCCCUCUCCCUCCCAGACCAGUGUGUGUGUGUGUGUGUGUGUGUGUGUGUGUGUGUGUGUGUGUGUGUGGUGUGUGUGUGUGUGUGUGGUGUGUGUGUGUGUGUGUGUGUGUGUGUGUUGUGAGGAGAAAUGCGGCCCAGCCCUACUCUUUGUUCCCGGCUGAGGCUGUGGUUGGGUGCUGGCGCUCAGGCUGACACAAUGUGCCUGUUGUCUCUUCUCCAGUCUUCAACAAACCGGACCAGGACAGGCAUACCGCAGCCACACCCAGCCCUGAGAGAGAGAGAGAGAGACGAGAGAGAGAUGAGAGAGAUCGAGAUAUAGAGAGAGAGAGAGAAAGAGAGAGAGAGCGAGAGCGAGAUCGAGAUAGAUCUCUAUUAUCUCUCUCUCUAGCUAUAUAGAGCUCUCUCUCUCUCUCUCUCAUCUCUCUCUCUCGAUCUCUCUUCUCUUCUCUCUCUUUCUCUCUCUCCUCUCUCUCUCUCUCUCUCUCUCUCUCUCUCUCCUCUCUCUCUCCUGCUCUCUCUCUCUCUCUCUUCUCUCUACUCUCUCCUCUCGUCUCUCUCUUCUCUACUCCUUCCUCUCUCUCUCUCUCCCACCCCCUUAGUAUGUUACAGAGAGCUAGUACUCCCAUCUACCAGGAGUAAGGGGGGCAGGGAGGGUGGGAGGGGGAGGGAGAGACCCCACAGAGCCCCAGGACAGCAACACAAUUAGACCCAACCUAAAUCAUGAAAAAACAAAAACAUAAUUACUUGACACAUUGGAAAGACCUAACCAAAAAAACAAAGCAAACUGGAAUGCUAUUUGGCCCUAAACAGAAAGUACACAGUGGCAGACUGACCCAAAAUUAAGGAAAGCUUUGACUAUGUACAGACAGUGAGCAUAGCCUGGCUCUCAAGAGAAGACAAGCCAUGUUCCCACUGACCACAACAUGAGGUGAAAACUGAGCUGCACUUCCUUACCUCCUGCCAAAUGUAUGACCAUAUUAGCGACACAUAUUCCCCUCAGAUUACACAGACCCACAAAGAAUUUGGCAUCAAAGCAAUACGAUUUGUGACCUGUUGUCACAAGAAAAGGGCAACCAGUGAAGCACAAACACUAUUGUAAAUACAAACUAUAUUUUUCUGUCUAUUUAUUUUCCCUUUUGUACUUUAACUAUUUGCACAUUGUUACAACACUGUACAUAGCCAUAAUAUAACAUUUGAAAUGUCUUUAUUCUUUUGAAACUUUUGUGUGUGUAAUGUUUACUGUUAUUUUCUGAUUGUUUAUUUCACUUUUGUUUAUUAUCUAUUUCUGUUGCUUUGGCAAUGUGGCCAACAAAGCCCUUUGAAUUGAAUUGAGAGGGAGAGAGAGAGAGAGAGAGAGAGAGAGAGAGAGAGAGAGAGAGAGAGAGAGAGAGAGAGAGAGAGAGAAAGAAAGAGAGAGGGGGGGGUUACAUUGAUGGCAAAGCCUUAGAAACUAUUGAGGGGGUUCGAUUAAUCUCGCCCGGGCGCCCGUGUAGGCGUGUUUUGCACUGGGUGAAAGUUGAUUGCAUUCGUUUUGGAAAUGGGCCGCCUCCCGGGCGUGAGCCAGGUGCCCUGUUCAAAGCCCAAGGCGAAGUCGGCUCAAAACAAAGGGACGUAGCAUAAUCGAAUCCGCCCACUGUGUUACUUUUGUUAUCUGUGAUCUGAUUGGUCCUCCUCUGUUUGAUUGGCAGGUGAUUGCAGAUCUGGAGGAGGAGAAGCACCGACACGCGCUGGAGUCCGCGCAGGAUGAUGAUGUCACCGCCAUGCUGGAGAAGGAGAGGGAGAAGCUACUGCAGCAGGUGUGUGGGUGUGUGUGUGUGUGUGUGUGUGUGUGUGUGUGUGUGUGUGUGUGUGUGUGUGUGCACGCUAUGUGUGUGUGUCUAAGACAAAAUCAGAGUAAGAGGAGGGACUGUUAAACAUCAGGCGAAGAAUUCCACUCUUUGACAGACAAGCACAUCUGUGUCUGUGGACACACUCUCCUCCCUCCCUCCUCCCUCCCUCCUCUCUCCCUCCUCCCUCCCUCCUCUCUCAAUCCUUUCUCUCUCCUCUCUCCCUCCUUUCUCCCUCCUCCUCCCUCCUACCCCUCCUCCCUCCUCCCUCCCUCCUCCUCCCUCCCCCUCCUCCGUCCCUCCCUCCCUCCCUCCCUCCCUCCCUCCCUCCCUCCCUCCCUCUUCCCUUCCUCCCUCCUCCUCCCUCCCUCCCUCCUCCCUCCUUUCUCCCUUCCUCCUCCUUCUCCCUCCUCCCUCCCUCCCCCGUCCCCUCCCUCCUUCUCCCUCCCUCCCUCCCUCCCUCCCUCCCUCCCUCCUCCCUCCCUCCCUCCCUCCCUCCUCCCUCCCUCCUCUCCCUUCUUCUGGGUCCCCCAUGGCCUCCACACUACUAGCUGAUUUAAGUCUGUGUGAGUAGCCUCAGUUCUCUCUGACUGGAGAUCUAUUGUGUAUCUCAGUGGGGUUGAGGGGUCUAGGCUGACACACACACAACACACACACAUACACACACAACACACACAACACACACACAGGCUGGGCGGCUCCAUAGGAAACAGGGGGAAGAGGCUAUUGUUCAGCUGACCGGCAGCCUGGGGCCCAGGAAAGCCUGAGAUAAUGACUGUCCCUGACCAAUCAAGGUCAGCACACGCAUACACAUUCAGCCUGUGUGUGUGUGUGUGUGUGUGUGUGUGUGUGUUGAUGUUUUCUUGCCUCUGUUUCUGUAUGAUCUAGUAAUGUUCCAAACAGGAGUCACUGUACUGUGAUGUUUUUUCAUUAACUUUUACAUAUCACACUCUAAUGAUUGAUACUGAUAAAAAAAAUAUGAACAUCACUUGAACAGCACAUGGCUCUUUCAGAACAUUUGUUUUGGGAUGAUCCGUUAUGCGUUUUCUUUAAAACCCAUACCACUUUUUCAGUAGAAGAAUACAGAAAUAUAAAGUAACAUAUUUAAUGUGGAAUAUCAGACCCUGGAUGCAGGAGUACUGUGUGUAUAUCUCUCACUCUGCAGCAUUAGGGGUGGAAAUGUAUCUCUACUCUCCUAGACUCUGAUACCCCCAUGUGGUCAGACGUGGAAACUGCUAAAAUAUGUCACUCGUGUGCCUUACAUUUUUGUCAUUUAGCACAGUGUUUCCCAACCCUGGUCCUCCAGUACCCCCAACAGUACACAUUUUUAUUGUAACCUUGGACAAACACACCUCAUUCAACUUGUCAACUAAUCAUCAAGGCCUCAAUGAGCUGAAUGAGGUGUGUUUGUUCAGGGCUACAACAAAACCGGUGUGCUGUUGGGGGUACUGGAGGACCAGGGUUGGGAAACACUGAUUUAGCAGACACUGUUAUCCAGAGCGACUUACAAUUAGUGCAUUCAAUUUAAGAUAGCUAGGUGAGACAACCACAUAUCACAGUCGUAGCAAGUACAUUUUCCGUCAUUAAAUACGUUUUCAGCAAAGGGAAAUACAUGUACAGGUGUGCCUGCAGCAAACCCUUUCCUAUCUGGGAAUUCAAAAAACUUUACUAAGGGAAAUUGAAAGUUUAAAUAUCAACCUCUAUCUCUCUGUGUGUUUCAAGUUGGAGGUGGAGCGUGCAGCAGUGCGUAAACUGCAGAGGGAACAGGAGAGGGCAGUAGGCCAGGCAGAGGAAACUCUGUCCCAACAGCAGCAGCUUUCCUCUGCCCUAACCCUGGAGCUCCAGAGAACCACCAGCCAGGCCUUGGAAGAGGCCCAGAGAGUCAGCCAGCUCCACCUGCAACUCCAGGAGGAGAGCUGUACCGCAGAGAGCCUGAGGGGGGCCCUGGAGGCAGAGAAGGGCAGAGCAGAGAGCCAGCUGGCUGAGUUUGACACGGAGAGGGAACAGUUAAGAGCCAGGAUCAGACGAGAGGAGGAGAGGAGCAAGGAGCUGGAGAGAGAGGUGGAGGAGCUGAGGAGGAGGUUGGAGGCAGGAGGAGAGGAAGGAAUGGUGAGGGAGGCGCAGGAGACUGCGGUGAAGGAGGUGAAACAGCUGAAACAGUCUCCUCCUUCAAAGAGAGUGGCGGCGUCAGCGGUGGCGUCAGCGGUGGCGUCAGCGGCAGUGGUGGUGUCCACCUUGUGCCAGACAGAGCCUGAUGGGAAGGCAAGCGUCGCCCCUAAAUUGACCCCUGUCUCAAAGGUCAACGGCCAUCACCCUAACCCUCCGCGGGACACUGACCCCCCUCAGGAGGGCGGGGCUAUGGAGAACGGUGGGGUAGAGAGCGAGUCCGGAGCAAGUCUUCACUCCCCUCUCCACCCUCACCCUCCUCACCCCCACUCCCACCCUUACCCUAACCUCUCCCCCUCCAGCACGGCCUCCUCCUCCCUCUCCUCCUCCCCCAUCUCCUCCCCCACGCUGGCUAAGCGCCUGGUCAGCCCCGGUGGCUUCCACACGUCCUCCUAUCAGGCUGGAGUCAACCAGCGCUUCCACGCCGCGAGGCACAAGUUCCAGGUGCAGGCUGAGCAGGAGCAGCUCCAGCAGGGUAGCACGGCUCCCCUCUCCCCCCGAGACCUGUCCCCUACCACCACCCCCAUCCCUCCACCCUCAGAGAACAGCACCGCCAAGCAGCUAGCCCGGAACACCGUCACCCAGGUCCUGUCCCGUUUCACUAGCCAGCAGGCAGGGGCCAAACUCCCCCCACUGAACAGCUCUCCGUUUGGGACUGACUACCGGAGCCUGGCAGCCUCCCCUCCCGGGGGGAAAACCUCACCUGGAGGACCCCUGUCUCCAGGUGUACGCUCGCCCCUCACCCCUCGGUCCGAGAGGUGCCACCCGCCCCCCGUUCCUAAGAAACCGGGUAUGAGCCCCUCUCCAGGCUCCCCCGACCCCCAAUCCAGGGCCAGCGUCUUCCCAGAGCUGACGGGGGGCUGUGGGCUAAGCAGCAGUGGGCAGGAGGGGGCUAAGGAGCCAGACCUGGUACUCUCCUCUGGUAGUUAACAGCUAAGGGCCACGGCAGCUAGAAGCUGAUCUAGGAUUAGCAUAGCCUUCCCAAAUCCUUCCCAUCUUCAACCAUUAGGGAGAAAACACAAAACGGACCUAGGAUCAGUAUCUGUGAUCAGCUUUGUCUUAUUCCCCAAGGAGCCAGUGCUCUCCUCCAGCAGCUAGCAUCUAAUGGCCUCCCUCAUUCCAGAUACGCUAGUUGCUCUCUCCCAUUUGCACUUGCUCACUCACCUUUAGGCCCGGGAUUCAAUACGAGCGCUCUAGUCAACAAUGCAGCUUUUAAAGACAAUGUUACUGUGUUAGAAGAAAUCGCAUUCAAGGUAAACGCUGCUGAUGUCAGCUCAAUCGGAAAUGACCUCAGCGAUGGUAAAGAAAGUGAGACAUCUCACAGGCUAAUUUUUUCUGGUGGGGGCGGGAGGGGCGAGCUUUGGGCAUGCUUUCCCGUGUGAGCUUUCGCGGGAAAGCAUGCUCACACAAGAGAGGGAACGCCCACUUACACAGAUACGAACUUUGACAAUUUUUUUCAAUGGUAAACAGCCUUUUUGCGACAUCUUCAUUAUCCACCAUCUUUGAUUACCUUUAAACGUCAAGCGCUUUAAUGUGGGUCCACCGCGGUCUGGAUUGAAUCCUGGCCUUAAUCUCCUGGAUGUCCUCCAGCAGGCAGAAACUGCUCUGCAACUGUCUACCUACCGCUACUUAUACAAACUCUGUAGGCCCUAUUUUGACCACAUAAAUUAGCCACUUAGUAUCAAAUGAAAGCUCAAACACUACCUAUCAAACUGUCUGAAACACUGUCUAGUUCAAAUGAAAUCUAUAAUAUACAGGAAUUUAUUGAUUUAUAAUAAUUAUUUUAUUUUGAAUUUAUGGAUAGUUUUUUAUUCUUUUGAUUUGUAAUAUAUCUUUAUACCUAGUUUCUUGUAUUUCAUAGCUAUGUUUAAAGAGUGAUCUUAUUAAUUAUGCAUUUAGUUAUUCUAGGACAUUAACUGAGUGAGAUAAAAUAAGAUCUCCGUCCACGUCCAAUGAAGCAAUACAAAGGCUGCAUGGAGAGGGAAGUCUUUACAUGGCAACAGGACACAAAUGGCAUCUGUUGAUUACACAUGUAGAUGUAUCAUAGCACUACUUAUAUAGAUGUAUGCUCCCGUCUGACUUUCCCUUGAGUAGUCUGUACUGUAGCUUAUCACCAUAUCUAGCAGUACCUGCACUGAAAGUUAUCAUGACUUUCAUUUUAGUUUGUACAAGAUGACAUUCAGAACAUAGAUUACUAAAGCACAAUGUUGUAAAUAAUACAAAUCAUUCAAAAGUAUAAUUUGAAGCUCUUUGCAUGACACCCCGUUAUGUCUGGUCAUAUUUACGUGUCGUCUACUACAUACACUAGAAUAGUGAAUACACUGGAUGUUUCACAAGGGAAAAAGCCUUCCCUAAGACAUACCUUACACUGGGC
This is a messenger RNA of Coregonus sp. 'balchen', 7041 nucleotides long. Lineage: Eukaryota; Metazoa; Chordata; Actinopteri; Salmoniformes; Salmonidae. The record is from the annotation of a GenBank genome assembly.